This is a messenger RNA of Oncorhynchus kisutch (coho salmon), 2459 nucleotides long. Its product is annotated as poly(U)-binding-splicing factor PUF60-like. Bases 520 to 2091 code for a protein of 523 amino acids. The record is from RefSeq and is a predicted model, not a curated record. Gene Ontology annotation, cellular component: precatalytic spliceosome; catalytic step 2 spliceosome. The transcript is spliced from 12 exons. NCBI's taxonomy places the organism in Eukaryota, Metazoa, Chordata, Actinopteri, Salmoniformes, Salmonidae. Gene Ontology annotation, molecular function: RNA binding. Gene Ontology annotation, biological process: mRNA splice site recognition; alternative mRNA splicing, via spliceosome; regulation of alternative mRNA splicing, via spliceosome.
GCAAACUGGUGGAGGGCCUAUUCAAGUAGGUGUGCUUCAUGGCGGUGACGGAGAUUGCGACUUUUUUGAAUUGUUAAGGCUUCCCAUUCACUCUUCCCCCUGGGUUAUCCUGCCUCUGAGGUCCCAGCGUUUAGCAGGUUGUAGGGAGGGACAGCUCUGAUGAUGGAGAAUGGACAGGGCACAGGCGCGAAGCUUGGCCUGCCGCCUCUCACCCCAGAGCAGCAGGAGGCACUACAAAGGGCAAAGAAGUAUGCGAUGGAGCAGAGCAUUAAGAGUGCCUUAGUGAAGCAGACCAUUGCUCAUCAGCAACAACAGCUUACCAACUUACAGCUAGAGAAGAUCAGCAUGAAGACUUUGUUAAACAUGUUGAAUGCUUUGCACUUGUUUUCACAUAGGGGUUUUGAUUGUGGGGUGAUGUUGUGAAAUGGUUUUGGGGAAGAUUUGAAGUGGGUGGCAGAGGGAAAGUCAAAUCAGUCCUGAAAGCUUUUUAUGGGGAGUGUGUAAUGUCACUAAAAGCUGAUGUAUAGCAAAGGAACAACAUUUGAAAAAGCAAAGCUUAAAUAUAUAUCUAACCUACUUUUCAGUACCCUUUUCAUCUUUACUGUCUUUCAGAUGGCAGCAGUGACAAUGGGCUUUGGAGAUCCUCUCUCACCUUUACAAUCGGUGGCGGCUCAGCGGCAACGUGCUCUAGCCAUCAUGUGCCGGGUGUAUGUGGGCUCCAUAUACUAUGAGCUCGGGGAGGACACCAUCAGACAGGCCUUUGCCCCCUUCGGCCCCAUCAAGAGCAUUGACAUGUCAUGGGACUCAGUUACAAUGAAGCACAAGGGCUUUGCCUUUGUGGAGUAUGAGAUCCCGGAGGCUGCACAGCUGGCUCUGGAGCAGAUGAACUCGGUCAUGCUCGGGGGCAGGAACAUCAAGGUGGGGCGGCCAGGUAACAUUGGUCAGGCGCAACCCAUCAUCGACCAGCUGGCAGAAGAGGCACGCGCCUACAACCGGAUCUACGUUGCCUCCGUCCACCCCGACCUCUCAGACGAGGACAUCAAGAGCGUCUUUGAGGCCUUCGGGAGGAUCAAGUCCUGCACGUUAGCCAGGGACCCCACCACAGGAAGACACAAGAGCUUUGGCUUCGUCGAGUAUGACAAGCCCCAGUCGUCCCUGGACGCAGUGUCCUCCAUGAACCUGUUUGACCUGGGGGGCCAGUACCUGCGGGUGGGCAAGGCUGUGACCCCUCCCAUGCCCAUGUUGACCCCCACCCAGCCUGGUGGCCUGCCCCCCGCUGCAGCCGUGGCUGCUGCAGCAGCCACCGCUAAGAUAACGGCCCAGGCAAGUAUGAUUCCCUUCCAAAGGGAUCUAUUGGCCUUCCAGGAGGCUGUGACCGGGGCGUCCAUCUUGGGGGCGAUGGCUGGGGCAAACCAGAUGGGACAAAUGGGUUCGAUGGGACAAAUGGGCUCGAUGGGACAAAUGGGUUCGAUGGGACAAAUGGGCAUCCCUCAGGCAGUCAUGGCUGCCCAGGCCCCCGGAAUGAUCACAGGUGUGACACCAGUGCGUCCAAACCUGCCAGUGCUGCCCCAGGUGGGCCUGGUCAACCCUGUGCUGGCCUCGCCGCCUGUGAUCACCAACCCAGCCCAGCCCAACCCCUCUCUGCAAGAACUGCAGAAGAAGAAGCAGGAGGAGAAGGAGAUGCUGCAGGACGGGACAGGCCAGGAGAUGUUGAGCGACCAAGAACACAUGAGUAUCUCAGGCAGCAGCGCCAGACACAUGGUCAUGCAGAAACUGCUGAGGAAAUCAGAAUCUACGGUGAUGGUGUUACGGAACAUGGUGGGGCCAGAGGACAUCGAUGACGACCUGGAGGGUGAGGUAACUGAGGAGUGUGGCAAGUUUGGUGCCGUCAACCGAGUCAUCAUCUACCAGGAGAAGCAGGGCGAGGAGGAAGAUGCCGAGAUCAUCGUCAAGAUCUUUGUGGAGUUCUCCAUGGCCUCGGAGAUGAACAAGGCCAUCCAGGCACUCAACGACCGCUGGUUCGGGGGUCGCAAGGUCAUCGCAGAGGUCUACGACCAAGAGCGCUUCAACAGCAGCGACCUCUCCGCAUAAACUGUCUGAAAUGGUCGCCCAACACCCUUCCCAUACCCGUUGCUCAAAUUCACUUCAGCCGCUCUCACUGCUGCUAGAGAUUUGAGACUCUUUUUAACUUUUUUAAUUUUUUAUUGAUGUUAAUAUUAUUAAUGGUCUCUUUUAAGAAAGGAAUGUUUGCACCUCUUGGAUUUAGUCUUUUCACCUACUGUGAAGACUUUAUUUUUUUUGUAUUAUUUGCAGCUUUUUUGUAAUCAAAGUGAGAAGUUAUGAUUAGGUUUUACCCUCUUAAGUUUGCCAAUGUUUGCUCUUCUAACAUGGUCAGGACUCUUUAAACAUUGUUUUUAGAGCCAUUGGUUCCAGUUUCCUCUCACAAAUAAAUUCUUCAA